UUAUGAAUAUAUUUCAGGGAAAAAUGUGUGUGCUACCAAUUACAUCUGGAGAAGCAGAAAAACUCUGUUCACUGAUUCAGUUGUAUAAAGAUGAUUAUUAUAGAACUAAAAAUGCCAUCCAAAGCGGAAAAUACUUUACUGAUCUCAGCAAAGAGUCUGAUUGUCUUGAACACCAGCUUGCAGAGCCUACACAGGAGAAAAUUUGGAAGAAGAGUUGGGGUCCAUGUCCUGAUAAAUACUGGAUCAAGAUUACAGAACUGUCACCACUGCUUAAAAAAAGGUCACCAAAAGAUCACCUACAACAAAGUUUGAAUGAAAGUGCAUUGAGAAGGUGUGCUUCAGGCAAAGAUACAUGGCAGAAGGAAAACACCCCUUGUGAAAAUGGUGCUUUACAGGAGGUUUUUGAAACAGACACGGAAAUUAAUUCAGCAGAGGACUUUAUGCCAAUUUUAAAAGAUGUUAUUAGUAGAAUAGAAAAUGUUUGUAAACGUUCUGUAUCAGAGAUGACAAUUACUGGUACACAAGAGGAUUUCCUGGUAGAGGAAUUAGAAACACUCAAAACCACAAAAAGAUUGUUAUGGCUUUCAAUUCAAACAAGAGAACAUGACCAUUUAAGCAGCAAAAAUAUUGAUACUUUGAUACAGAAGUUAAGUGAAAAUGAAACCCAAAAUGCUAAUCUCAGGAGAAAAAUACUUGAAAGGGAGAAACAUGUCAAAGAACUUUCAUCAAUGCUUCAGUUUAAAAAAAUCAAUGUACUGAAAGAAGACCGCAUGUCAAGAUCAGCAAGCACGGUAGAAGCUCACCUGCAGUGUCAGAUUCAAAGAAAAGGUGUGGAAAAUGAGGAAUUAAAACUGAAAAUACAGACUCUAGAAAAGAAAAUAGCAGAGUACAAUCUUCAAGUUGGAGAAUACAAGCAUCAGAUAUUAGCCUUAAGGGAAACAAGUGAGCAAGAGAAGACUGGUCUGAGAAAAGCAAUCACAUCCCAGAAACGAAAAGCUGCACAUUUUGAAGAAACUGUGAAAAACUUAACCUCCAGAAUAAGAGAACAUGUGAGUGACUAUACUGAAGUCAAGUUGUCUGAAAUACUCUCAGCUUCUGAUGUCUGGAAAAAUCAGCAUGAUAGAAUAGUAGAAGAAAAGACAAUGUUAGAAAUUCAAACAGAAGACCUUAAGAAGCAGGUCACAAGCCUUUUGGAAGACCUGAAAAGAAAAGAGGAAUACAGAAGAAACUCUAAUGAGGAAAUUCUUGGAAAGCUAAAUUCUGUUAACUCUGAAAAUGAAAAGAUUUAUCUUGAAAAUGAAAAAUUAAAGGUUUCCCUUGCUACAUUGGAAAACAGUACCAGUUCCUUUGAAAAUGAGGUGUUAGAUCUGCAAGAAAAGGCAAAGUUACAGGAAAACCUUGCUGAACAGUGUAAAACUCAGGUGAAGGACAAAACAGAGGCUGAGUUAAAGGAUUUAGGACAUAUUUGUGACAUACUGAAUACAGCUGAAGAAAAGCUGCAAGGAUUUCAAGAAAAGCUUAUGUACUGGGAAAGGAUCAGUGCACAGAAAGGCAAAAAUCCUAGGGAGCUACAGGUUCAGGAGGAAGACAACAUAAAUUCCAUAGACAGUCAUUCCUUGGAAGUAGAAAACUUUAAUAUUCAGAAGAAAUAUGAAGAUCUUAAGAGGAAAUUAGAAAAGAUAGAAUUUCAAAAUGAAGAACUUGCUUAUCAGCUCAAAAAAGAAGAUGAGAGUCUUCAGUGCGGUAAAUUGCAGCUUGAAGAGAAAACCGCAGAGUAUAAUGAUUUAACAAGACAACUGGAAUCUGCUUUGGAGGAAGGGAGAAAAAUGGUAGCUGAAGAAUUUGAAAAACUGUCAUACACAGAACAAGCCCUUCAGACAAAAAUACUACUCCUUGAAUCUGAACUGAGAGAGUGGCAAGAAGAGAAAAAACAACUUCUCUGCAGAUUUCACCAUAAUGAAAAGCGCCAUGAGAUCAUCUUGAAAGAGCUGGAGAACAGCCUACAGAGGUCAGAAAACAAGAACCAGAGCAUCCUGAAUUAUGUGCAGUUUUUGAAAACAUCAUACAUAACAAUGUUUGGCUGAAUCCUCUAACUUCAUUAAUUUUAAUAAUAAAGAAACUUUACAAGAUUUGGCUUUAACUCUUGUUAGAGGCAAUGCUAUUGAGGCCUCAGAAUUUUGCUGGAUUGAACUAUAUUAGUUUAGUUUGUUCUAGGAAAACUUCUGCUAUGGAUCUGGAAACGUGGGUCAAUAAUUGUAUAUCCUGUUGGUUGAUUACAUUCAGAUGAUUUAGUUGGUAUUACUUAUAUAAAUAAUUGUAUUAUUCAUGGAAAAGAAAAGAAAAAGCAGUCCGUGAUAGUAGUGAAAUGUGUGUAAGUGAAGGGUAUGUAGAGUUGUAAAUUGGUCUCUGAAUUUACCACGUGUUAGGUCUUGUGCUAUAAUUCCUUGUGUGUCCUUUUAGUCCAAGGUAAAUGCCAGCUUAUCAAAAAAUACUUUGCAGUCUCAAUGGGGGAAGAGAAACACCCAUGGACUGGCUGUAUAAUAAUUUGCUUAUCUUUGUUAUUAAUUAUUAUAUAUUAUUUAUCAGUCAUUAUUCAUCUGUUACUGUAGAGAUCUGGCUGCCCAAGGUGAUGACACGUUUUGUUAAGACAAGCAGGAAUUUAGAAAUAAUUAGGUUCUCUUCCUUUCUUUUUCCUGUAAUUUAGCACCAUGUGUAACGUGUAGUGUAUUACACAAUACUGAGCUGUGUGAAAUGCUUGCAGCCACCAGGCUGUUCCAUCCAGCCUUGUUCCCUACAUCCCACCAUCCCAUUAUGAAAAGGAGUACAUCUAUCUUUUACAAAUAUAAUUAGAAAAGUAUUUUAAAUACAAAUAUAGUUUAAGUUCUGAAUGUGUUGAAAUACUCUUUCAUGUUGACACAGCUUCAUUAAGACAUUUAAGUGUUUCUCUGUUUGAGUACAAAGCUACCAUUCCCUGAGGUAAGAUUUACUUAUGCCUCAGGUUUUAUGUGUAAAUAUUCAGUUGAUACAGGACUAAUACAGAAAAAAAAACAGCACACAAUUCUUAUUCAGAAAGUAGCUGUUCAUAGGCUUAUAGAACUGUUAUAUGCUUUUUUUUUCAGAAUAAUACAUUCAGAUAAGUUAAAUAUAUGUAAUUUAUAGUGCAUAUUUAAAUAAAAUUUUUGGACUGGAAA
Messenger RNA from Anas platyrhynchos (mallard), 3191 nucleotides. The record is from RefSeq and is a predicted model, not a curated record. NCBI's taxonomy places the organism in Eukaryota, Metazoa, Chordata, Aves, Anseriformes, Anatidae.